Messenger RNA from Aspergillus vadensis CBS 113365, 1856 nucleotides. RefSeq names its product putative pre-mRNA splicing factor. The transcript is spliced from 3 exons. Gene Ontology annotation, biological process: mRNA splicing, via spliceosome. Lineage: Eukaryota; Fungi; Ascomycota; Eurotiomycetes; Eurotiales; Aspergillaceae. Gene Ontology annotation, cellular component: U4/U6 x U5 tri-snRNP complex. The record is from RefSeq and is a predicted model, not a curated record. Gene Ontology annotation, molecular function: protein binding; U6 snRNA binding; U4 snRNA binding. Bases 215 to 1798 code for a protein of 527 amino acids.
GUUGCUUUUCGGCCUCCGCUUGUCUUUCCACUCCUACAUCUUACCUGAUACCAAUCCCCCAUUCUGUUCCAGCUUCUCUAUAAUAUCGCGCGUCUGGACGGAUCUCUUUUGGAUAACCGUUUCAAUCUCCGAUCCCAUUCGAAUCAACCGUGACUGUUCGUGUCGGAUCCAAACUGUCGGAGUAUCUGCGCACCCCCCACCCACUGCGCCCAUCAUGAUGCACCCGUCGAGACAGGCGUACGUGGAGGAAGCUGAGGACACGGACAUGGGCAUUGACUUGGCGAACAUCCCCGUCGACCGCAAUUAUGACCUCCCCUCCGCCGCAGCGGGCAUUCCCGCCGAAAGAGCGUCAGCCAUCUUGUCACAGUUUGAAAGGAAGCGAAGAGCCGCAGCCAUGGCCGUCCCGACGGAUGAUGGCCGGGUGCGCGCACGACUACGCGAACUGGGCGAACCGAUUACAUUGUUUGGAGAAGGCCCUGCAGAUCGAAGAGACCGACUGCGGGAAUUGUUGACCGAUCUGGCAGAACGACAGGAAGCGGCCGCGGCAGAGGGCGAUGUGGAAAUGAUGGAGGCCAUGGGUGAAGGCGAUGAAGAGGAGGCAGAGCAGCAGGAGGAAUUUUAUACGGAGGGCACCAAUGAGCUCUUGCAGGCCCGGAAGGACAUUGCACGUUUCUCGUUACCUCGCGCAAAGGCGCGUGUGGCCCGACUGAAGGAGGAAUCGACCAUACCUCUACGGACGCAUAUCAAGCAUCGGAAGGCGAUCAAGGAAAAGCUACACAACUUCGAUCUGUAUGGGUCCCAGAUUGCGGGCGACCGCCCCGUCAGUAUCUGUCGAUUCUCUCCCGACGGGCAAACUAUUGCAACCGGUAACUGGGGCGGUGGCAUUCGCUUGCUUACAGUGCCUAACCUUGAAGAGAAGCUGUCACUCCAGGCACAUAAUGAUCGGGUCGGUGGGCUUUCAUGGUUUCCCGGAGCUACGCUGCCUACGUCGAAUGUGUCGGAGUCAACGGUGAAUCUGGUGUCGGGAGGAGGUGAAGGAAAUGUCCGCCUGUGGUCUCUAGACAAGGAUCAGCCCUUGGCGACGCUAUCUGGCCACAGCGGUCGUGUCUGCCGAACAGAAUUUCACCCAUCCGGCCGAUAUGUUGCCUCUGCUUCUUACGAUACCACCUGGCGGCUGUGGGACGUCGAAACUACGGCCGAGCUCUUGUUGCAAGAAGGACAUUCCCGUGAGGUGUACACAGUCGCAUUCAACAAUGACGGCUCGCUCCUGGCGAGUGGCGGAUUGGACAGCAUCGGCCGGAUCUGGGAUCUCCGGACUGGCCGCACGGUUAUGAUUCUGGAGGGGCAUAUUCGGGAGAUCUUUGGAAUGGAUUGGGGCGUGGAUGGUUACCGAGUGCUGUCCGGUUCGGGCGAUGGCUGGGUUAAGUGCUGGGACUUGCGUCAAGUUCGGAAUAGCGGUGGCAUUGGAGCGCAUAAGAGCGUGGUGUCCGAUCUCCGAUGGUACAAGGGCGCGGAGGCAGACUCAUUCCUUCCCUCUGCGGAGGGCCGCAUGGACGUUGACGGGGCCACACCAACGGAUGAAGCGCCGGCGCCUGUGCAGCCCAAGAAGUCAGGCACCUUCUUUGUGAGCAGUGGCUUUGACAAGAACGUGAAUAUCUUUAGCGCGGAUGACUGGUCGUUGGUGAAGACGUUGAGUGGACAUGCAGGCAAUGUCCUCAGCACCGACAUCAGCGCCGAUGCCCAGUGGAUUGCCAGUUGUGGACAUGACCGGACGGUGAAGCUCUGGGGAGUUGAAUGAUGUACAUGUACUAUAGAAAAUCAAGUGAUAAUGACUGCCCAUGAAUUGCACCUUGUGA